AUGGCUGAUUGUAUCCGAAGUGUGGCAAGGAAGGUGUUAGGAGAAACAAAAGGGAAGCGUAUGAUAGAUAAGGAUGGGUGGUGGUGGAGUGAAAGUAUUAGAGAAGUUUUGAGAGAAAAGAAAAAUGCCUUUAAAGAAUGGCAGAGCGUAGAAGACCAGAAUGAAUCCAUAAAAGAAAGUAAGAGAGGGGCGUAUAAAGAAUGUAAGAAGAGAGCGAAGAAGGAAGUUGCUAUUUGUAGGGCAGAGGCGCACGAUAAAUUAUAUCGGUCCCUUGAAAGCCCCGAAGGUCAAAAACGACUUUUUCAAAUUGCAAGAGCGAGAGAAAGGAAUGGAAGAGAUGUCUCACAUGUAAAAUGUAUAAAAGAUGAUUCUGGAAGGAUUUUGACUGACGAUGAAAGUAUAAAGAAGCGAUGGAAGGAGUAUUUUGAGAAAUUGAUGAAUGAGGAGAAUGAAUGGAAUGGUAUGCUUGAAAACCCACCAGUGAAUAUGGGCUUAGUGAGAGAAAUUAGUGUGGAAGAAGUAAAAAUGGCUGUUAGGAAUAUGAAGAAUGGGAAGGCGGUCGGCCCAGAUGGAAUACCAGUAGAAGUGUGGAAGUUGCUGAGGGCGGAUGGAUGGAAGUGGUUGAGUUUAUUUUUCGGUAAAUUGUUGCAGGAAGAACAAAUACCUGAGGAAUGGUGCAGUAGUAUACUGGUUCCCAUUUUUAAAAACAAAGGAGACGUUCAAAACUGCAGCAGUUACCGGGGAAUAAAGCUCAUGUCACAUACGAUGAAAGUCUGGGAAAGAAUAAUAGAGAGAAGAAUGAGAGAAGAGUGUGAGAUAACACAAAACCAGUUCGGAUUCAUGCCCGGGCGAGGUACGACAGAUGCCAUUUUCGCAUUACGCCAAUUGUGCGAAAAGUACAAGCGCGUGCAUAAAGAUUUGCACAUGGUUUUUGUCGACCUUGAAAAGGCGUACGAUCGGGUUCCCCGUGAGGUCUUGUGGUGGGCGUUAAAGAUGAAAGGUAUGCCUGGGAAGUAUGUGAGGUUGGUCCGUGCUAUGUACAGAGCAUCCCGUACAUGUGUACGAUCUGCCGCGGGAACUACGGGCAGUAUCGAUGUGGCGGUAGGGCUGCACCAAGGGUCGGCACUGAGCCCUUACCUCUUCCUACUGAUUAUGGACGCUUUGACGUCGGACCUGCAGGAUGAGGCACCCUGGUGCAUGCUCUUUGCCGAUGACAUCGUGCUUGUCGGGGAAGAAGGCAUUGAGGUACAGAGCAGACUGACGGGGUGGCAACGGAGGCUGGAAAGUGUUGGCCUGAAGAUCAGCAGAUCCAAAACCGAAUAUCUGUGCUGUGAUUUCGGCGGUCUUUCCAGUCCUGUACCCAUGUCGUUGGAUGGCGCUAUACUGCCUAUCUGCUCAGAUGUCAAGUACCUCGGUUCCUUCAUUCAAGGCGACGGCGGAAUAGAUAGAGCUAUUCAAGACGAUACAGCUGAUUUACAUGGUGUGUCUCAACCAGUAGUAAGUAGGACAUGUAAAAAAGUAGCGGAAAUUUUGUCACGGAAGUCCCGAGAAUUUAUUAAAAUGCCUACUACUUUAAAUGAACAGCAGGAAACCAUUAGGAAAUUUCGCAGUAUUGCUAAUUUUCCUACAGUAAUUGGCGCAAUUGACUGUACUCACAUACGAGUAAAGAAAGUGAAUGCUGAUGGGGGUCAGUUAUAUAUUAAUAGAAAAGGAUUUUCUUCAAUUAAUGUACAGGUGGUUUGUGACGCUGACCUGAAAAUCAUGGACAUUGUUACCAGGUGGCGUGGUAGUGUACAUGACUCCAGAAUAUUCCGAGAAUGUAGACUAAAACAGAGGUUUGAGGCUGGUGCAUUCUCUGGAAUAUUACUUGGUGACAGUGGCUAUCCUUGUACCCCUUACCUAUUUACACCGCUGCUGAACCCCACAACACCACAAGAAGAAAGAUAUAAUAGGAGCCAUAUCCGUACCAGGAACACAGUGGAAAGAUGUUUUGGUUUGUGGAAGCAACGGUUUCGUUGCCUAUUAAGAGGUAUGUUUGGAGAUAUUGAAACAGCAAAAAAAACAAUUGUUGCAUGUGCUGUACUACACAAUAUGGCCAUCGACAUGAGAGAAGAUGUGUUUUCUGGUGAGAGAGAUAGCAUUGAACAAUAUUCAUCUGAACCUAUAGUACAAAGAUAUAUUGCACCAUCAAUAAGGGGAAAUAUUAGAAGAAGACAGUUUAUUGAAACUCAUUUUCAGUAG
Messenger RNA from Parnassius mnemosyne (clouded apollo), 2241 nucleotides. The record is from the annotation of a GenBank genome assembly. Lineage: Eukaryota; Metazoa; Arthropoda; Insecta; Lepidoptera; Papilionidae.